Exophiala aquamarina CBS 119918 is the source of this 1368-nucleotide messenger RNA. RefSeq names its product oxidoreductase. Lineage: Eukaryota; Fungi; Ascomycota; Eurotiomycetes; Chaetothyriales; Herpotrichiellaceae. The transcript has a single exon. Gene Ontology annotation, molecular function: oxidoreductase activity; zinc ion binding. The record is from RefSeq and is a predicted model, not a curated record. Bases 1 to 1368 code for a protein of 455 amino acids.
AUGGCGCUUUCACAAGCAGCGGCGAGCCUCGAGAAACUUGUCGGUCACACUGGUGAUGCUACUACCGAGCAGAACCUGACCAAUCCUUCCCAAGAUGUCAAGAGAUAUGCCGACCCAUCAGGCGAGAAGAUGAAGGCACUGGUCUGGAAUGGAAAGAAUUCGGUCAAGGUGGUUGAGACGUUUAAGCCCGCGAGAAUCGAAGACACAGACGUCAUUGUAAAGGUGACCGGCUCGACUAUUUGUGGCUCAGACCUGCAUUUGUACCAUGGGGCCGUUAUCGAAUUGCAGAAAGGUGAUAUUCUAGGCCAUGAAUUUUGUGGUGUGGUUGACAGCGUGGGUCCAAGCAUUUCCAAGGUGAAGCCUGGGGAUCGCGUGGUUUGCAGUUUCCAGAUUGCCUGCGGAAGUUGUAUGUACUGCCAGAAGAAACUGAGCAGCCAAUGUGAGAAAACGAACGACAAUACCAUCGAAAACAUCAUGUACGGCGGUCGUACGGCCGGCAUGCUGGGAUACUCACACUUCACCGGCGGCUAUGCAGGCGGUCAGGCCGAGUACGUCCGUGUGGCAUACGGGGACGUAAAUCUGCUCAAGCUACCAGACUCUGUGCCUGACGAGAAAGGACUUUAUCUCAGCGAUGUGCUCAGCACCUCCUGGAAUGCGGUAGUGGACACGGGUGUCAAGGAAGGUGACGUUGUCGCUAUCUGGGGCGCUGGCCCCAUCGGCCAAACGUGUGCAGAUAUGAGUUUCAUAAAUGGCGCGCGCCGAGUCAUCCUCAUCGACGGUGGUCCUGCAGCAUGGCGGUUGGACUAUGUCAAGAGUAAGCUGCCCAAAAUCGAGACCAUCAAUUUCAGUGACCUCCCCAAGGGUGAGAGCAUUACCUCUGUACUCAAAAAGAUGGAGCACGGAGGGCCGGAUGUUGCCCUGGAGUGCGCUGCCGGCGAAUACGCCAAGGGUUGGGCGCAUUACUUCGAGAUUCUUCUCGGUGCGGAAACAGACACAUCGGAGAUCCUCAACGAGUGCAUCACCAGCGUCAAGAACUUCGGCCGCGUGGGCGUCACCGGCGUCUACGUAGGCUUCACCAACCACUUCAACAUCGGCAGCCUGAUGGAGCGUGGCAUCCGGCUCAUCGGAAAUGGCCAGGCACCCGUGCACUUGUACUGGGAAGACCUUCUGAAGAAACUCGAGGACGGCUCUCUGGACCCAUACCAUAUGCUGUCGCAUCGCGUGCGCCUCGAGGAAAUGGAAGAGCUGUAUCGCAGAUUCGACGCCAGGGAGAAAGGCUUGCAGAAAGUCUUUGUUGAGACCAAGUUUAGCAGCCCGCCUGCUCAGGGGGCACCGCAAUUGACCAAGUGGGGUACUGCAACUUGGUGA